AUGGGCAUCAAAUCAUCUUAUUAUUCUCACAUCACCAAUCGAACAGUGUGGGAGCAGGCAGGGAACUUUGCAUCUUCAGAGAUCUUGGUUCUUUUGGGCCAGAACGGCUGCGGGAAGACCACGUUCAUCCGCAUGCUGGCUGGAUUGUUAAAUCCGGAUGACAUCAAAGAAGGCGAGGAGAUUCCGAAGCUUAAUGUCUCCUACAAACCGCAGACGAUAAGUGCAAAGUUUGAAGGCACUGUGAAGGACCUGUUCUUGAUGAAGAUCCGCGAUGCGUUCAUGCAUCCACAGUUCCAAACGGACGUUACAAAGCCCAUGCUCAUCGAUCAAAUUGCAGACCAUGAGGUGCAGACUCUCAGUGGCGGUGAGCUACAACGGGUCGCACUUGUGCUGGCUUUGGGCAAGCCCGCUGACAUCUACUUGAUCGAUGAGCCGUCUGCGUAUCUGGAUGUGGAGCAGCGUGUUGUUGCGGCACGGGUGAUGAAAAGGUUCAUAUUGCAUGCCAAGAAGACUGCCUUCAUUGUCGAGCAUGACUUCAUCAUGGCUACGUAUUUGGCGGACCGUGUCAUAGUUUACGAUGGCAAGCCCGGUAUCCAUUGCGUGGCAUCGGCUCCAAUGUCGCUGCUCGAGGGCAUGAACAAGUUCUUGGCGCAGCUGGAGAUCACCUUCCGAAGGGAUCCAACCAACUACCGCCCUCGAAUCAACAAAGCAGAGUCAGUGAAGGACCGGGAGCAAAAACAGGCAGGCAGCUACUUCGUCAUGGAGGAGUGA
Molecule: messenger RNA, 771 nt
Organism: Symbiodinium natans
Lineage: Eukaryota; Dinophyceae; Suessiales; Symbiodiniaceae
Source: the annotation of a GenBank genome assembly